CGACUUCUUCUUCAAAACUUUUCAAACCUCUCUAUAAACUUCUCUCUUGUCGGAAUAAAAACACAUAACUAACUUUUUGGGGAUUCAAGAAUCACAAUGAAUCCCAUAAAGCAUAUCUCUUUACCACUUCUUGUCUUGUUCUCCCUACUACUAUCUCUAGCAUCGGGUCAAUCUAACCAACCCGACCCGAGAAAUGACCAGUAUGCUUACAGCGGCAAGCUUAGUCCAGCCAUGGCUGUAGUCGUGGUCGUCGUAAUCGCAGCUCUCUUCUUCAUGGGCUUCUUCACCGUUUACUUACGUCACUGUACUGGAGUAGUCGACGGCAGCGUUACUCCCACGGGAGGAGCAGCGAGGAGGAGAGUGACCAACGCGACGGUAGCGCGUGGGUUAGACGCGGAGACGAUCGAGACGUUUCCGACUUUUGUCUACUCGGAAGUGAAGACUCAGAAGAUCGGCAAAGGAGCGUUGGAGUGUGCGAUUUGUCUGAAUGAGUUCGAAGACGACGAAACGCUGCGUUUGUUGCCUAAAUGUGAUCACGUGUUUCAUCCUCAGUGUAUCGGCGCGUGGCUACAAGGUCACGUGACUUGUCCUGUUUGUCGGACUAAUCUUGCUGAAGAGACGACGCAGACAGCUGAACCGGUCGAACCGGAUGUGGUGGUUGAAAUGGAUCUUGAGGCGGCGAUACCUGAACCGGCGGUGGAACUCCCACGUCUUAAAUUCCCGAGGUCGCAUACGACGGGGCAUUCCGUGGUGUUACCGGGAGAGAGUACCGACCGGUUUACGCUUAGAUUACCGGAAGAUUUAAGGAAGAAGAUAAUGGCGAAUUGGAAAUUGAACCGGUCCAAUAGUUUACUUGUUUUACCGAGGGGAGGAAGCUCCAGGAGUGGUAAACCGGUUGAUAGGUCGAGGGCUAAAUCGGACCGGUGGUUGUUCCGUAAAACGCCGUCGUUUCUGUGGCGGAACCGGGAUGAUGGUUCGAUUAGACUUGAUGGUACCGGCAGCAUUAAAACAAAUGAAGUGACAAGUCCGACCAGUGAUUCCGUUCCAGCAGACCGGUGGGCUUUUCUAAGAAACCCAUCGUUUCUGUGGAGGAAUACGACGCCGGUUCCUUCGCCGAGGGUUGGAGUCAAUAAGGACGGUGAAGGAACGUCGUCGGUUCAACAUAUUGGUACGGCUAGCGGUUCUGUUAGAUUACCGGUUUAAUUGGUUUACUGGUGUUUUUGUGCAUCGUUCAUAAACACGCAAAAUAGAUUUUACGCAAUUCUUUGAUUUUGUUUUUGAAUCUUUUUUUGUAAGAUACUUUAAAUUGACAAUCCCAGAAAAAAAAAAAAAAUGGAGAUUGUUUUAUUUCAGUUUAUAAUUUUCCAUUUUAUACUUUUCUUCAAAGACAACAAAAUAAUUUCUAAUAGUCAAACAAAGAACGAAGUGUGGAGAUUGGUCUUCUAUUCUUCUUCUUCUUAAAAAAAAAAUUAAAAAAAAAAAAAAAGAAGUCUUAUUCGAUCGACCAAGAAUAGACUACAAUAUUUUUUUUCCAAUUGUUUUCUUUGUUUUGGGGGUAAUGUUGAGUUUGAUUUAGUCUUUGGUCAAUUGCAGAGUAUGAAUAAGCUCCGUCUGUUUCGGAGUCAAUUAGUUGUCCUAGUUUGUAGCUCUGUUUUUUGUUAGUUCCUGCAAUUUCUCUUUCACGUUUUGUAAGAGGACUGAGUCUUCAUCUUUAGGCUAUUUAAAGCCAAGCAACUAUGAUAAUAAAGUAUCGAAGCAUUUCAGCU
Molecule: messenger RNA, 1766 nt
Organism: Camelina sativa (false flax)
Lineage: Eukaryota; Viridiplantae; Streptophyta; Magnoliopsida; Brassicales; Brassicaceae
Product: E3 ubiquitin-protein ligase ATL31
Source: RefSeq, a predicted model, not a curated record